This is a messenger RNA of Procambarus clarkii (red swamp crayfish), 1233 nucleotides long. RefSeq names its product (3R)-3-hydroxyacyl-CoA dehydrogenase. NCBI's taxonomy places the organism in Eukaryota, Metazoa, Arthropoda, Malacostraca, Decapoda, Cambaridae. Gene Ontology annotation, molecular function: oxidoreductase activity. The record is from RefSeq and is a predicted model, not a curated record.
GAGAUCCAUGGUGGAUACGGUUUGUAAGUGAUGCAAUGGAGAUCGAUCUAGGUCCAUGGAAGCCACCUUCGAGGUCCAUGGAAGCCACCUUCGAGGUCAAUGGAAGCCACCUUCUAGGACCUUGUGAAGCGCUGGCAGCAGUGUGGUCUGGUUAUCAACACCACCUGGACUUUGUCCAUAGUGAGAAGUUGUUCGGCUGCUUCUCCCAUUAAGGCAACUAGACGCAGGCCGGCGCCGGUUCCCUCAAGAUGUCGACUCCCAUCUUCGCUGGUAAAGUGGCACUUGUCACAGGUGGCGGAAGCGGCAUCGGGCGAGCCAUCUGUCAGGUGUUGGCCAGGGACGGUGCCAACGUGGCUGUGGCUGACAUCAAUCUCCAGGGGGCCCAGGAGACCGUCAGCAUGUUACCUAGUCCCGGAGACCACCUGGCCGUGACCAUGGACGUGGCGAGCAAGGCCUCCGUGGACUCUGGUCUUAAAGCUGUCACGGACAAGUACCAGACUCCCCCCAGUCUCCUGGUCAACAACGCUGGCAUCGUCAAGCCAAGCCCAUUUUUGGACAUGGAAGAAAAGGCCUUCGUGGAUGUGUUGGAUGUUAAUCUCAAGGGGACCUUCCUGGUGAGUCAAGCAGUGGUGAAGUUGCUGCUGGAGCAGCCGGGAGCGGCUGGGGGCGCCGUGGUGAAUAUCUCCAGCGUCACCGGCCAGACUGGCUUCAAGAACUACUCCCAGUACGCAGCAAGCAAGGCUGGGGUGAUGGCCUUCACCAAGUCUGUGGCAGGAGAGUUGGCCAAGACGGGUGUUCGAGUGAACUGCGUCCUCCCCGGCGUCACACAGACGCCCUUACUGACGGACAUUACUACAGAUUACCUUAACGAAGUUGUGGCCAAGGUGGCGCUUGGGAGAAUGGGCCAGCCUGAAGAGGUGGCCGAGGUGGUGGCGUUCCUGCUGUCGGACAAGAGCAGCUACAUGACAGGAUCUUGUGUGGAGGUCUAUGGUGGAUACGGUUUGUAAGUGAUGCAAAGGAGAUCGAUCUAGGUCCAUGGAAGCCACCUUCGAGGACCUUGCGGUAACCAUUUUAGAGGACCUUGUCGUAGUCAUUUUAGAGGUCCUUGGGAAAAUCACCUUUCAGAAUCUUGGAAAAGCCAUCUUCGAGGUCGUUGAGGUAGCCACUUUCAUAAGGUCAUUCAGGCAGCCAUUGCCAUGCUCAACAAAGACAAAUAAAACAUUUAUUACAAAA